AGAGGCCGCGGAGCAGAGGGAGAAUCAGCCCUGCGCAUCACCGCCGCCCGGGAACGACUCUCUACGAGUUUGCUAUAAACAGCCGGACUUACAUAACAGCGAGUAAUUCAGCGAGCGCACUCUCCGACAGCUGCCUCGUAUAUAUUUACCCAAAAAGCAUUGGAGGACCGGACCGUCAUAUUGAGUAUACCUAUAUACGUUUGUUGUCAUAGGUGUCAAGUGCGGUCGUUGCGUGGCUUGGAAGAGCUGAAUCCAAAGAGCACUCGACAUGUCAGUGGUCGGCAUCGAUGUGGGUUUCCAGAACUGUUACAUCGCCGUGGCGCGGAGCGGCGGCAUUGAAACCAUUGCCAAUGACUACAGUGACAGAUGCACGCCGGCUUGUGUGUCAUUGGCCUCCAAAAACCGCUUGAUUGGAAAUGCAGCAAAGAGUCAAAUGAUCACAAACUUCAAAAACACAGUCCAUGGCUUCAAAAAGUUCCACGGCAGAGCAUUUGAUGACAUGUUUGUUCAAGCGGAAAAACCCAAACUGCCUUACAGUUUACAGAAACUGGCCAAUGGAAACACUGGAAUUAAGGUGCGUUAUUUGGACGAGGACAAAGUGUUCACUGUUGAGCAGAUCACAGGGAUGCUGCUCACCAAGCUGCGGGAGACGUCAGAGAGCGCCCUGAAGAAGCCGGUGGUGGACUGUGUCAUCUCUGUCCCCAGUUUCUUCACGGACGCAGAAAGACGGUCUGUGUUGGAUGCAUCCCAGAUCGCGGGGCUGAACUGUUUGAGGCUACUUAAUGACACCACUGCAGUGGCUUUGGCCUAUGGGAUCUACAAACAGGACCUUCCUAAUCCAGAAGAGCGGCCUAGAAAUGUGGUGUUUGUGGACAUGGGACAUUCGUCAUUCCAGGUCUCAGUCACAGCCUUCAACAAAGGCAAGCUCAAGGUCCUUGCCACGGCGUUCGACCCGUACCUCGGUGGGCGUUGCUGUGACGAGGUGCUGGUAGAUUACUUCUGCGAGGAGUUUAAGGGGAAGUACAAACUCAACGUGAGGGACAACCCGAGGGCUCUGCUGCGGCUGCACCAGGAGUGCGAGAAGCUGAAGAAGCUCAUGAGUGCCAACUGCUCCGACCUGCCUCUGAACAUAGAGUGCUUCAUGAAUGACAUUGAUGUUGCUAGCAGGAUGAACAGGGGCCAUUUUGAGGACAUGUGUGCUCAAUAUCUGAUGAGGGUGGAAAUGCCACUGAAAGCAGCGCUUGAACAAUCAAAGCUAAGCCGAGAUGACAUCUAUGCAGUGGAGCUAGUUGGAGGAGCCACGAGAAUCCCGGCCUUCAAGGAGCGGAUAGGGAAGUUUUUCUGCAAAGACAUCAGCACCACGCUCAACGCAGACGAAGCUGUAGCAAGAGGCUGCGCACUUCAGUGCGCAAUCUUGUCUCCAGCCUUUAAGGUGCGCGAAUUCUCCAUCACUGAUGUGGUUCCCUUUCCCAUCACUCUCCGCUGGAAAUCACCAAAAGAGGAUGGACUUGGCGACUGUGAGGUGUUCAAUAAGAAUCAUGCUGCUCCGUUUUCCAAAGUAAUCACCUUCCACAAGAAGGAGCCCUUUGACCUGGAAGCCUUCUACAGUAGCCCUGCAGAGCUCCCGUACCCAGACCACAGGAUAGGAUGUUUCUCAGUACAGAAUGUGGUUCCACAGCCGGAUGGAGACAGUUCUAAGGUGAAGGUCAAAGUGCGCGUCAACAUCCAUGGCAUCUUCAGUGUGUCGAGCGCCUCUCUGAUCGAGAAGCAGAAAGGAGAGGGAGAGGACAUGCAAAUUGACUCGGAGCCAAUGGUGCAGAAUGAAGGCCGAGCAGAGGAUCAGACAAAAAUGCAGGUGGACCAGGAAGGUCAGAGCCAGGGGGAUCAACAGAACGAUGAAAAUAGUUCCAGCAGUAAGGAGGGUUCCUCUGGGGAAAAGCAGGACCCAGCAGCCGGGGGAAGUAAGCUCAAAGCCAAGGUGAAGAGUGUUGAUCUUCCCAUCGCAGCCAACAACAUUCGACAGCUCGACAGUGACGUUCUUAAUAACUUUGUGGAGUAUGAGAGUCAGAUGAUUGUUCAGGACAAAAUGGUGAAGGAGCAGAAUGACGCUAAAAAUGCAGUGGAGGAGUACGUAUACGAUCUGCGGGGCAAACUGUGUGGGGUGUAUGAAAAGUAUAUCACAGAGGAGGACAGUAACCGUCUGACAUUGAUGCUGGAGGACACAGAGAACUGGCUGUAUGAGGACGGCGAGGAUCAACCCAAACAAGUCUACGAGGAGAAGCUUGAGGCACUCAAGAGGUUGGGUGAACCCAUUCAGGAUCGGCAUAGAGAGCAAGAGGACAGACCCAGGGCUUUUGAGGAGCUGGGAAAGAAGCUGCAGCUCUACAUGAAGUUUGUGGAUUCAUAUAAGCAGAAGGAUGAGCGCUAUCAACACUUGAGUGCAGAGGAAAUGAGCUCCGUGGAGAAGUGUGUGAGUGAAAGCAUGGGCUGGAUGAACAGCAAGAUGAAUUCACAGAGCAAACUCACUAUAACCCAAGAUCCUGUCGUUAAAGUAGCAGACAUCAUUGCCAAAAUACAGGAACUGGAUGAGGUAUGUAACCCAGUGGUCAACAGGCCAAAGCCCUGCGUGGAGGAGGCCUCUGAGGUCAACGACCAACACAGCGGUGCUCAUAACGGCCCGACUGCCAAAGAAGGAGCAGAGUGGAAGGCAGACGCAAAGGGGAGCCAGCAGACAAAGCCUGGCACGAAAGAGAUGGAGGUGGACUGAGAUCUGUGUCUGAGACUCAAACUCGGCCUCCAUCCCUGCAUUUGCCACCACUGACCAUUUAGACAGUAGAAACAUCGAUACCUGGGACCACACUUCAAACCUCACCAACCACUUUGUGGAGUCGCCCCUCAUUGGACCUUUUGAGGUUUUUCUUUUCAACCUUUCAUCCUCAUGUGUGACAAUUGUGUGCUUUAUUCUCUUACUUAAUAAAUCAAAGAAUGAUGCAAUAGAUUAAACUCUGAUCCUGACGUAAAAA
This is a messenger RNA of Pleuronectes platessa (European plaice), 3023 nucleotides long. RefSeq names its product heat shock protein 4 like (gene hspa4l). The record is from RefSeq and is a predicted model, not a curated record. NCBI's taxonomy places the organism in Eukaryota, Metazoa, Chordata, Actinopteri, Pleuronectiformes, Pleuronectidae. The transcript has 19 exons. Gene Ontology annotation, cellular component: cytosol; nucleus. Gene Ontology annotation, molecular function: ATP binding; ATP-dependent protein folding chaperone. Bases 269 to 2767 code for a protein of 832 amino acids. Gene Ontology annotation, biological process: protein folding.